Cucumis sativus (cucumber) is the source of this 1612-nucleotide messenger RNA. Its product is annotated as aldo-keto reductase family 4 member C10. The transcript is spliced from 7 exons. The coding region runs from base 150 to 1100 and encodes 316 amino acids. Gene Ontology annotation, cellular component: cytosol. Lineage: Eukaryota; Viridiplantae; Streptophyta; Magnoliopsida; Cucurbitales; Cucurbitaceae. The record is from RefSeq and is a predicted model, not a curated record. Gene Ontology annotation, molecular function: aldose reductase (NADPH) activity.
AAAGAUGGAUGAUGGGACUAUUAAGCCUUCCUUUGCAAAUUUGAUGGACACAUAUUUUGCCCUAAAAUUGCAACUACAAACCAAACGGAACUCCUUCCUUUUCUUUCCUUUCUUUUCAUUUCAAUUUCCAUAUCUAUUAUUGCUCCUCAAUGGCUUCUCAAAUCUCCUUCUUCCCCUUGAAUACUGGAGCUAACAUCCCUUCCCUUGGACUCGGAACUUGGCAGGCAACUGGAGAUCUCCUCACUAACGCCAUUGCUGCCGCCCUCAAGAUUGGUUAUCGCCAUAUUGAUUGUGCUCAACUGUAUGGAAACGAGAAAGAGAUUGGCUCAGUUCUCAAAAAACUUUUUGAAGAAGGUAUCGUUAAGCGCGAGGAUUUGUGGAUCACUUCCAAACUCUGGUGUACUGAUCAUGCUCCAGAAGAUGUACCUAAAGCACUGGACAGAACCUUGAAAAAUUUACAGCUUGAUUAUCUUGAUCUCUACCUUAUGCAUUGGCCAGUUCGGAUGAAGCAUGGAUCUACUGGCUUUGCCCCAGAAAACUUUGUUACGCCAGACAUACCAAGCACAUGGAGAGCCAUGGAAGCACUCUUUGAUUCUGGAAAAGCCCGAGCUAUUGGUGUGAGCAAUUUCACCAUCAAGAAACUUGGAGAUUUGCUCGAGGUAGCUCGCGUUCCUCCUUCUGUUAAUCAGGUGGAGUGUCACCCAUCGUGGCAGCAGGACAAAUUACGUGAAUAUUGUAAAUCAAAAGGAGUUCAUCUAAGUGGAUACUCUCCAUUGGGUUCAUUUGGAACAACUCGGCCGUUCAAGGGUGGUGAUAUUCUUCAAAAUCCAAUUCUUAAAGAUAUUGGUGAUAAACUUGGGAAGACUCCUGCACAAGUUGCCCUUCGUUGGGGACUACAAAAGGGUCAUAGUGUGCUCCCGAAAAGUACUUCUGAACUGAGGAUCAAAGAAAAUUUCGACAUUUUCAAUUGGUCGAUACCUGAAGAUUUGUUUGCCAAGAUUUCUGAGUUCCAUCAAGAAAAGGUUGUUAGAGGACAAUUGUUUACAAAUGAGAACUAUGUGUACCGGACGGUUGAGGAAUUGUGGGAUGGAGAGAUCUAAAGGUGUUUGCUAAUAUAAUAAUAUCAUUUGAAGAUUUGAAGAUUUGAAGCAGAAUCUCCUUCGUGGUGUUUGGGUACAAUAAUGGUUAUGUAUGAAAAUAAUAAUUCAAGUUUUCAAGUAAUAAUUGUGGGAACUAAAAUUUUAUCAUUUGUAUUGUAUUGGGUCUUCCUUGUAGAUGGUGUGGUCUUUAGAGUAUAUGUUUGGAGAUGCCUUACAAGUUGAGUAUGUUGGGGAAUACAUCCAUUACUGUGGUGGAGGGGAAGUAGAGGCACUGGUACAUUCUUUUUCCUCCCAAGUAGAGAUUCUGAGAUUGUACCCCUAACAUGGAAUUGAAGGUGAACAAUUACUGUGGCUUAAUGUUUGAGUAUGUUGGAAAAAUCGUUGGGAUGCUGAAAAAAUCAUCGGUUCUGACGAUUAUGACUUCUCCAUCAAACCGAGUGGUGAGAAGUAAUAGAAGAAUUAUUGAAGAACAUAGAUUUUCAAUUGAAGAACUCAAGUUGCACAACUCUAUA